AGUGGAUCCGCAUGCAAUCCCACUUCGCAGAACCGUCUCCGUGAUCCCAUUCGAUUACCCGUUAGAAACCGGCAUCCACUUAAAGUGAAUUCCAUCCUGUUCCUGCGGACCAUCACACCGCACGCAUGACGUCCCAACGCAUUCCCAAUGCCUUUAAAACUUUCGGAGCCCAAAAGAAGCGAAGAAGGCGAGACCAAGUGAGAGAAAGAGGGUUACGUCGUCGUCUUCUCUGUCACUCUCUUAACGUCAUCGGUCUCAUCCUUCCUCGCUUCCUUCUCGUCCCAUUCCCAUGUCCGUCCCCAAAAAGCCCCUCCUCAAACCCUUCUUCCUCCUCCUCCUCUUCCUCUCCUUACUCCUCUUCUUCCACCUCUACCUACAAUCAAAGAAAACCCCGAUCUCCUCCGCCAUCGUCCCCUCCUCCACCGCCGCGCUCAUCCGCAUCCGACCGGGCUUCCGCUCCUACGACGACUACAUCAAGCUGCAACUGAACAAGACCCUCAACCCCCGGCUCCGCCACUUGUGGGCGACCCGCGACUGGGACCGCAAGGUCCGCGUAUUCUCUCGGUUCUUCGCCGACCUGGCCGCCGAGGGCCUCCUCUCCAACGCCUCCGCGGCGCUCUGCGUCGGAGCCCGCCUAGGGCAGGAGGUGGCGGCGCUGCGAGGGCUGGGCGUGGGGGGCGCGCUGGGGAUGGACCUGGUGCCGGCACCGCCGCUGGUGGUGGCCGGCGACUUCCACGCGCAACCCUUCCCGGACGAGUCCUUCGACUUCGAGUUCUCCAACGUGUUCGACCACGCGCUGUACCCGGAGCGGUUCGCGGCGGAGGUGGAGCGAACGCUGCGGCCGGGUGGGGUGGCGGUGUUGCAUCUGGCGGUGCACCGCCGCGGCGACAAGUACUCCGCCAACGACCUCCUCGGGGGGGUCGAUGGCCUCGUCGCCCUCUUCAACCACUCCGAGGUGGUCCGCGUCCGCAAGGUCGACGGCUUCGGCCUCGACACCGAGGUGGUCCUCCGGAAGACGAACACGAAGAGUAACAAACCAACAACUAAAUCAAAAUAGAGGAUAAUUAUGGUUUGUCGCUUCGAGUGAAGGUUUUGUGGAUUAAAGCGGCUCAUUCAUUGCUUUUCCAUUUUGUUCUCGUGAUCUGUUGUCUUUCCUUUAGCUGCUAUAGUCCUGAAAGCACUUGAUUUUUAUCAUCUGUAUCCAAUGAUUCCUCAACCUUUUAUUCCCUGACCGACGUAAAGUUAUUGCGGAGAGAAGCUUUGCUUCCUCCCCAACACAUUGAAUGGGCGGUCACCCACAGAAAAGACGACUCAUUAAACCUCGAUGAAUGUAAGGGAGGAUAAAUAGGAGUUUUAGAUAUCUUUCCUUUCAACAUUUGGAAAUAGUAUAUUUGUCACUUCAAA
Molecule: messenger RNA, 1404 nt
Organism: Musa acuminata subsp. malaccensis (wild Malaysian banana)
Lineage: Eukaryota; Viridiplantae; Streptophyta; Magnoliopsida; Zingiberales; Musaceae
Molecular function (GO): S-adenosylmethionine-dependent methyltransferase activity
Source: RefSeq, a predicted model, not a curated record